Molecule: messenger RNA, 657 nt
Organism: Striga asiatica
Lineage: Eukaryota; Viridiplantae; Streptophyta; Magnoliopsida; Lamiales; Orobanchaceae
Source: the annotation of a GenBank genome assembly
AUGGCAAAUACUGCAUGCUUUAUGAUUGUCAGCAAAAAUGACAUCCCAAUUUAUGAAGCUGAAGUUGGUUCUGUCCCCAAAAGAGAAGACAUUGCUCAUCAGCACCAGUUCAUACUGCAUGCGGCUUUAGACAUUGUUCAAGACAUGGCUUGGACUACUGGUGCUAUGUUUUUAAAAGCUAUUGACAGAUUCGACGACUUGGUGGUAUCGAUUUAUGUGACUGCUGUGUUACAUACUCGACUGAUGCUGCUUCACGGUUCCCGUAAUGAUGAUGGAAUCAAGAGCUUCUUCCAAGAGGUUCACGAGCUCUAUAUCAAGGUCAGUUGUUCACAUGCUUCUCGUACAUGUGGAAACUCUUCUCAAUCCGCUCUACGUUUCUGGAAGCCGUAUUACAUCAUCACAUUUCGAUACAAAAGUCCGAGGACUUGCCAGAAAAUAUCUGUGAAGCCUGCUUUAGACCUUAAAUUUUCAAGGGAUAUGCGAGAGGUUUACCUUAACUUGAUCGUCAGUAGAAGUAGAUUGAUCCUGAUUUUCGUAAUCUUUGACGCCUUCAUUCCUUUCAUCAACAAGAGAAUUCAGCACUGCUGGAAUCGUAUCUUGCUGCGCAGCAGCCGAGAUCCAUGGGAUCUCGAUAUUUUAGGACAGAGUGAUACAUGA